Messenger RNA from Bursaphelenchus xylophilus (pine wood nematode), 478 nucleotides. The record is from the annotation of a GenBank genome assembly. NCBI's taxonomy places the organism in Eukaryota, Metazoa, Nematoda, Chromadorea, Rhabditida, Aphelenchoididae.
AUGGGCGAUGUGCCAAACACCAUGCCCCACACGGAGGAAAAAACAAAAUCUCCUUGGCCCAACCGAAUAAAAGCAGGUAAGUUGAUCAAAAGGCUUCUUUAUUCCAAGCUUAGCAUGCUUUGUAACGACGGCAGGAUUCUUUGGGCUUGGACUACGAGCAGCUUAUAAGCAGGCUAAACCUUUGGAUCCACAAGAUUUGACCAAAAUGAAAUUGAUGAGUGGAGUUGGUUUCGCGUCUAAGGCAUUGGGGAUUGCAACCCUUUUGACUGUCUCCGGAUUCUCGUUGUUUGUUGUUGGGAUCUCAGCCCUCUUGGAUGUGAAUACACCUCGUCAAUUCGGCCAUAAAGUGAGGGGCGCCUUUGGAGAUAAAUUUAGGAUUGCUGGAAGUGGUUCUGGAGAGUCUUACGAAAGUCUGUCGGAACUGUUUGAAGUCGCCAACAAGACGAAACCAGAGAAGAAAGAUGAAACAACAAAUUAG